CGCCGCGGCCCGGCUGUGCCAGACGGUGGACGCCGUGCCCGCAGCUGCAACCGGGUCGCGGGCGUUGCGGCGGAGGGGAGCGGCCCUCCCUCCCGAGCGUGGCGGCCGCGGAGCCUCGCAGCCCCAGGUCCCCGCUCCCGGGGCCGGCGGAGGGCCGGGCCGAGCGGCACGAGGCGGGGGGCCCGCGGCCGUGGCCGGGGGCCGCCGGGCGGGAGGCUGGGGGGCCGGGGCCGGGGCCGCGCCUCGGAGCGGGUGGGAGGCCGAGGCCGGGGCCGGGGGGCUCGGGGGCCCCGGCAGAGCCCCGGCGGGGCCAUGGCCGCCGGGAGCAUCACCACGAUGCCCGCCCUGCCGGACGCCGGCGGCAGCGGCGCCUUCCCGCCCGGCCACUUCAAGGACCCCAAGCGGCUCUACUGCAAGAACGGGGGCUUCUUCCUGCGCAUCCACCCCGACGGCCGCGUGGACGGGGUGCGCGAGAAGAGCGACCCGCACAUCAAACUACAACUUCAAGCAGAAGAGAGAGGGGUCGUGUCUAUCAAAGGAGUGUGCGCCAACCGCUAUCUUGCUAUGAAGGAGGACGGCCGGUUACUGGCUUCUAAAUGUGUUACGGAUGAGUGUUUCUUUUUCGAACGGUUGGAAUCCAAUAACUACAACACUUACCGGUCAAGGAAGUACUCCAGUUGGUAUGUGGCAUUGAAGCGGACUGGGCAGUAUAAACUUGGAUCCAAAACAGGACCUGGCCAGAAAGCCAUCCUUUUUCUUCCAAUGUCUGCUAAGAGCUGAUCUUAAGGGCACCAUCUGAUCUCGUUUCACAUGAAGGGAAGAGGUUUAUUUUAGAACUUGUUAAUGAGAGGAAAAGAAAUUGUGUGCAGCCAUCUGCUCAGUUUGGAUAACUGGUCAGAUAACCUUUGAUCUAAUAUUAAAAUAUUUAACCAUUGCCUUAGUAAAGAAAAACAAGAAUUCCUGGAAAUGUAUAAAUUUCCACCUUUUAUAUAGCAUUUGCCUUUAUCCAGUGACGCUUAUUUAGAGCUACAAUCUUUCCAUACAUUCACCCCAUUCGAAAAGAGGCUUUAAAAAUGUGUGCAUUUGCAAAUUUCUUCACGGAAACCAUACACAUUAGAAAAUUAAAGCGAGAGAUUUAGUGAACACAAAAUGUGCACCAUUCUUAGAACAUGGCACUCAUUGAUCUACAUGUACAAUUUACUAAAGAUUUUUAUACGUGUAAAUACGAUUUAAUCCACUCCCGUCAUCGUUUUGUAACUGUCUGGCAGUUCCCUGUGAUAGAGUUUGUAGAACAAGCCCGUGUACACAGCUGGGAACUGCUCCAUGGUCAGGUCAAUCUUCUCGAAGCCUUCCCGGUGCCCGUACAGCAGCAGCUGCGCGGCCCUGCUGGUGACGGGCGUGGUGUUGGCGGCCGUGGCCAGCUGGGCGAGGUCCAUCCACUCGCACCGCAGGCACUCGUGCGGGCACAGCGCGAUGGAGAAGGACCGGGGCUUCAGACGGCAGAUGAUGUACAUGUCCGACUUCCCGAAAGCCCCGGGGUGGCUGUGCUGCUGCCGGAUGCUCAGGAGGGACAUAAAUUCUGAUUGUAUGCCAGUUUCUUCAAAAACUUCUCGAACUGCUGUGUCUCCUGUGUGAACAAAAGAUGUACAAAUCAGUGACUAUCACAUUUUCAGAAGGAGUAACUUUAUCUAAAGGAUUUUCAGUUGGAGUAACUUUAUCUAAAGGUUCAGAAGCAAAACUUCAAGGAAAUGAAGUUUUCAAUAUAAACUCUGACACCCUGGAAUACCAAAGUAUUUUCUUACCGCUGUACACCUGAGAAGCUUUCAAAAAUAGUGAAUAUUUCUUUGGCUGCUACUGUGGGGGUCUAUUCAUCUGAUGUUUUUGGGGUUACAUAUUUUUUAACCUCUUCCUGCUCUAUUUCUCAAAAGAUGAAAACAUAGGUUGCUAAGCUGCGGUUGCUGUUCCCACGUUUCUUGUUACCUGUUCCUGAUCAUUUACCGAUGUUGGUGUGGUGGGGCUGCGGGGUGUGGAGACUGGGAAGGAACUGGGACCUCUCCUGGUGAUCUGGGGCAGGUAUGGAAGAUGGACAGGCCUCCGAAUCUCAGAGAAGAUGCCUUUGCAGUCUUUUUGUUGUUCUCGCUAAUUAUCCAGUCCGGAGAAUCCCAAUUGGGAUUUGGGGCAGUUCCUUUGUUUCCUGAGAUUCCAAAGAAUUUAGACUCUUUCCUCCAACACCUAGAUCUGCAGCCACUCCCUCAGAGGUCUUAAAUAACUCGCAGUACACAGAACUUUAUAAUAAAACAGGGCUUUCACAUUUCAGAAGGGUGACUUUCUGAUACCAUACACAUUUAUGGGGCAGGAUCUUCACUGCCAUUAACAUACGCUGGUGGCUGCUUUUUCUAACUACCCACAUGAUCCCCUCACGGCUUCCUCUAACUCUGUGAUGCUGUCAUUAUCUCCCAAAGGGGCACUAGAAGCUCUGAGGACAGCUGCCUUCCUCACCCAGUUUGCUGGGAAAUAGAGUUGCAUAGAUUUUUGUUCAAAUGCUCUUUAGUACCCGCCUUUUCUUAUUUGUCAAACAGUGAAUUAUAUUUGCCUUGUUAGUAGUCUUGCUAGUCUUACUGGUGAAGAGCAGGCAAGGAAGAGGAAGGCAAGGAGACAGCCUCCAGUUCUAUGUGCUCUGCAGUGGACCGUCUUCCCAAUUCCCUGGGCAGCCGCGGACGCUCCCUGAGAAACGGCUCUGCAGGUGUGUGCAGGAGGAGCAAGGUGCUCUGAAAUGUAAGCCAUCUGCCAUCUUUUAAUUACAUGCCAACUCCCCUUAGAACUGAGAUUUGCCACAGGUUGCACAGGGUUAGAAAUUAUAUUUUUAAAUUAAAAACAUAAAAGAAUUUAUGCUAAAAAGGGGAAAAAUUCCUUCUAAGAAAAAUAAUCUUCAGUCUGGCAUAGAAUCCAUACUUGUUAUUGAAUCUAUUAAAGACUGUGGCAGUGUCUCACUUAACUAUAGUCUUUAAUCUAUUAAAGACUGAGGCUGGUCUCACUUAACUAUUGGUUAAGUGUUCUUUAAACACUUUGAAAACUAACCAUGGGGGUCCUGUCUAGUGCUCAGCAUCACUAGUAAAGACCUGGGCCUUUAGUUCCCAUCUAGCCUGUUUCCGUGUCACGGAUCACAGAGAGGGACAGUUGGGGAGUCAGCCCUGUUCAGCAGUCACUGGGGCAGUGGACCCCAACGCAGCACUGCCUGGAUAGUCUGAUCAGUUUAAGUUGAGUCAGUAGGCAGUGGCUAGAUGAAAACUGAAUGGCAAGUAAGUGCUUUUGUGUCCAGGGUAUGAGAGAGCCCUUCUGCCCCGAAAGGGAAAUCUCUUCUCCAAAGAUUUUGCCAUGAAUCUGAAUUUUUUAUUUGGAUAAAGUGCUUUUCUCUGUUGUACCUUUGUUAUUUUAAUGUACUGUAAGCUAAACUGAAAUACCAUUUUCUGUGUUUUAAAUCUGAAGAACAUAGGAAAAACCCAGAGGUUUGUUUCUAUUUUUGCUGAUUGAGAGAGAUGUUUAAAGACGUCACAGCAUUUUGUUUAUAGAACAAUAGUGAGAUGGAGUUUAUAUUUGUUAUUUCUAUUUUGUGAUAUUUAAUGAUAGGAUUAGAUUGAAAUAAAAUAAAAUCAUAGAAAAAAUUGUGCAGAAUGUGGGCUUUCCUGGUGUUUCACUCUGACUCUGGGGCACCGAUGAACUUGGACCAGUGGCUGAUACAGUCCUCAGGCUAUGCAGGGGGUUGUCCCUGACAGGGGUAAUAGUUUUUUUUUUUUGGAAGGCAACUCCUCCAUUUUUAAUCUUUGUACUCCUAGGGUAGUAUAUUAAAGCCUGAGGAUUGCAUUCCAUUUUGUAUAUGCUCUUCUUAAUUCUUUUUAGACACUACAGACAAUAGUGCUUCAUUUACCUAGUAUCAGAGAAUGAAGGAUUGCAAACAGGUGUGUUUCCCAGUUAACCAGUGUUUACUACUUAUGAGCCAGUAUGAAUGCUUGUUCAUUGGUGAUGGCAGUAUUCCUAAAAUAGAUUAUAUUCCUAAGUAUAGAUUUUAGAAAAAGCAAAUAAUUCUUGGAUGAUUUGGCUUCAUCAUUAAAAAUAUUUAUUAUUGUAUUACAGAACAGAAUGCCCUUGGAUAGUCAUAGUCGUUCAGGACUCUACUGUCAGUUACCAUUUCCAGCUGCUUUCAGGGUUUUAUCAAUCUAAGGCAAAGCUUUAAUUUAUACGGCAUGGUGAAUGCCAACUGCUGCUUUUUUCUUCAUUCCACAUGACUGAGAUGUAUCUAUGAUCUCUGGGUAGGUGGGUUGUUGUGUCAACCACAAAUACUUAAAAAGUAGUGAAUUCUUCACAACUUGGAUUUGAAGGGUUCUGGAGUACACUUAAACAGAACUAUUUGUCUUGGAAAUGUGUUUCUUCAUGUACAUUUAAAUGUAAGUCUAUCUGAAAUUCUGAAGAUCCAUAAAAUUGACCUCCAGUUCAUUGGUGAGGAAGCUACACAAACCUCCUGCAGAUGGAUUCCUACCUGGUAUGGGCUGGGUGAGGAUGUAACAUAAGCUUAACUAAUCCACAAGCUCUUAUACAUCACAUAAGGAAAGCGGAAGAUAAUUAGGUGUUGAGGAUAAGUGGCUUUCCCUCCCAGCACUCACACCGCUACCAAAUUCUCUUUUAUUAAAACAGAAGACCCAACAGAAUCUGGGUCAUUAAGUACCUAAAAUACUAUGAAUUCAUUUGAAUACAGUAAAUAUACUUACUGGUUGUUAAGAGUUGGCUAUAUACUAUGCAUAGGGCAUUUUAAUCUGUGUAACAUUUUUAGAAAUUAAGUUUCAGGAAUAUAUACAUUUUUAUAUAAAAUAUCCAAGGAUAAUUUAGAAAAUUGUGUUCACAUAAAUGUUGGCUAAAGAGAACAGGGACAUGCAAUAUUGAGGGAAAAGUUGUAGAGUAAUAAUAAUACUGGUAUCCAAGUGAGUUAUCUAUUGAUUUAUUAUGACAGGGGCUAUAUCUGACCAGUGGGAUAAGGAAUAGGUAGGAAAACUCAGUUUCUCGUCUUUCAUCUAUUUCCUAUAAAAUCAGUGACACUGAGAAUUCUUAGCUUUUUUCACAUUGCCCUGUUUUCCAUAUUGAGCUCUGGAACUUGUUCUAAGGAGUUAUGUGUUUCAUGUGAGAUCUUCUCAUAUGAGAUAUUUCACUAUGCUUUGCUUCUGACUAGUCAGAAUAAUUAGUAGAUAAUUUUUUCAAAAAUAGAAGAAUUAAUCACCAUGGCUCUAUAACUGACUUUAUAAAUAAUACUUGUUUCAAAGUUCAUGUAAAAGUUACUAUUCAACUUUGUGUGAUGACACAGUGAAGAAUUUGUGUUUUCUCAUGGUUUAAUUCCAACAAUUUUAGUCAUAUCCCAAAUAGCCCUCAAUGCUAAACUUUACUGAUGCAUAUGCACAGCUUCUCACUUUCAAACAAGUCACUCUAGAAGCAGCCCUAAAGGGAAAAGCAGGUGUAUCCUCCUGCUUUAAUGGAGCAAGUUCUAAUGUUACAUGUUUUGCUGCUAAUUUUAUAUCAGCCCUGAAAUUUUAUAUCAGCCCUCUCUGAAAUUUUCUUAGUCUAAACUAGUUAGAAAAUUUAAAAUCUUAUUCUUAACUAUAUAGUAAAAAAAAAAAAAUUUUUUUUUAAACAUGAAUUUCCUUAACAUUUCCAGGCCGAUUGAAAAGAUGUAAGAUACACACCGAUAUCUUCCCCAGGCUCCGAAAGGCCUCCCGGGAACUUCCACAUGUUUUUCAACUGCAGCAUAAAGUCAGAAAAUAAAGUCAGCACAGCUUCUACUCACUCACACACAUACAUGGUGACCCACAAUCGUCACUCAUAUUGGUCAAGGUGGUUGAGGAUUUAUUUUUUAGUAAUUGCAUGUAAAUUUUUUCCAGUUUCCUUCCUCAUUACUCUUUUCCUUCUUUUGGGGGGAACUGGUAACUUAUGAAUUCUUUUCCCACUGUUUUUUUUUUUUUUGGGGGGGGGGGUAGAAGUGGUUUUGUUUGGUUAAUGUGAUAAAUUCUGAAUGAAUAAGACAGUGAAAGGAACACAUCUACUGAAUUAGUGUAAUUUUAAAAAAUUUGCUGCUAGUUAACUAUUAAUAGAGGAAUUUUACAGAUGCUGCUAUAAAUAAGUAGAAAAUACAGUAAAAAUGUAAUCACUGAAGUAUACUACUUUUAACUUCACAUUUAUUUUCUGUAUUGUGUGUCUAAUCAGAUAUAUUAGCCUUAUGGUUUUUCUUGCUCUAUGUGUUAAUGAUUUCAUUGGUAGUGUGAAUAAAACUGAUUAAGUUUG
Molecule: messenger RNA, 6321 nt
Organism: Pipistrellus kuhlii (Kuhl's pipistrelle)
Lineage: Eukaryota; Metazoa; Chordata; Mammalia; Chiroptera; Vespertilionidae
Gene: FGF2
Product: fibroblast growth factor 2
Biological process (GO): positive regulation of protein phosphorylation; cell differentiation; positive regulation of gene expression
Cellular component (GO): cytoplasm
Molecular function (GO): growth factor activity; fibroblast growth factor receptor binding
Source: RefSeq, a predicted model, not a curated record